UGCCUUAGAAACUACCACACACGCAUUCACCACAAAACCCAGGUCACUUAAUGGCUAAGGAGAUUGGAUAAGGCAGGUCACCAACUGAUAUCAGUAUUUCUCUCUAUCAAAUAUAUGUAAAUAUUCUGGUCGCCAUCCAAACUCCUUAGUGGAGCAGACACAUAAAUACCCUCCUUGCGCGGCCACCUCGCUUAGCAUGUGCAAACAUGGUGCCAGGUCCGAAGGUCCUUCUGCUCCUCAGCCUGCAUCUCCUGCAGGAGACACAAAGCUCCAUGGUCCAUCUCAGUAACAAUGGGUACGAGGGAGUGGUCGUUGCAAUUAACCCCAGUGUACGAGAAGAUGAAAGACUCAUCCAAAGCAUAAAGGAAAUGAUAACCCAAGCCUCUAGUUACCUGUUUGAAGCCAGCAAAGGAAGAUUUUAUUUCAGGAAUGUAAGCAUUUUGGUCCCGAUGACCUGGAAGUCAAAAUCUGAGUACUCAAUGGCGAAACGAGAAUCAUAUGACAAAGCAGACGUCAUAGUUGCUGAUCCUUAUCUGAAAUAUGGAGAUGAGCCCUACACACUUCAUUAUAGACAAUGUGGAGACAGAGGACAGUACAUACAUUUCACUCCAAACUUCCUACUGACUGACAAUCUGCUUAUGUAUGGACCCCGAGGCAGAGUCUUUGUCCAUGAGUGGGCCCAUCUCCGGUGGGGAGUGUUUGAUGAAUAUAACACAGACCGGCCCUUCUACAUGUCCGGAAAGAACGCUCUCGAAGCAACAAGAUGCUCCACUGGUAUUACUGGCAAAAAUGUGGUCAAUGAAUGUCAGAGAGGCAGCUGCGUGACAAGAAAAUGCCGGCGAGACUCAAAGACAGGGCUCUAUGAACCCAAAUGUAAAUUUAUCCCAAACAAAUCUCAGACUGUUCCGGAAUCCAUAAUGUUCAUGCAAAAUCUCAGUUCUGUGGUUGAAUUUUGCACAGAAAAAACCCACAAUACGGAAGCCCCAAACCUCCAAAAUAAAAUGUGCAACCGCAGAAGCACGUGGGACGUAAUCGCGGAGUCUGCUGACUUCCGGAAUGCCUCUCCCGUGGGAGGAGGAGAAGCACCGCCUCCACCUACAUUUUCAUUGCUGAAGUCCAAACAGCGAGUGGUCUGCUUGGUGCUGGACAAAUCUGGAAGCAUGAACAAAGAUGACCGUCUUAUUCGGAUGAAUCAAGCAGCAGAACUUUAUUUGACUCAAAUUGUUGAAAAGAAAUCUCUGAUUGGAUUAGUCACAUUCGACCAACAGGCCAGAAUCCAAAAUUAUCUAACAAAAAUAACUAACAGUAAUGACUAUCCAAAGAUCACUGCAAAUCUCCCACAGCAAGCUUCGAAUGGAACUUCAAUUUGCAGUGGAAUUAAAGCAGGAUUUCAGGUAAUCACUUCCAGUAGCCAAAGUACUUCCGGUUCUGAGAUCAUAUUGCUGACAGAUGGGGAAGAUGAUAAAAUACAUUCCUGCUUUGAGGAGGUCAAACACAGUGGUGCCAUCAUCCACACCAUCGCUCUGGGGCCUUCUGCUGCCAAAGAACUGGAGACUCUGUCAACCAUGACGGGAGGACUGCGUUUUUAUGCCAACAAAGACCUAACUGCCCUGAUGGAUGCUUUCAGUGGGAUUUCAGCCGGCAGUGGCAGCACCUCUCAGCGGGCUCUGCAGUUGGAGAGCAAAGCCUUGACUAUUGCAAGGAAUGGACGGAUAAAUGGUACAGUGCUGGUGGACAGCACCGUUGGCAACGACACGUUCUUUGUUGUCACCUGGACAGCACAAAAGCCAGAAAUCGUUCUUCAAGAUCCGAAAGGGAAAACGUACAGAGCCUCAGAUUUCCAAGACGAUGAGCUGAAUAUGCGAUCUGCUCGACUCCAAAUACCAGGCAUCGCAGAAACAGGUACUUGGGCUUACAGCCUCUCAAAUAAGAAUGUCAUAUCUCAGUCGCUAACAGUGACAGUGACCACUCGAGCAAGAAGUCCUACCACGCCCCCAAUAAUCGCGACUGCUCACAUGAGUCAAGACACAGCGCGGUACCCUAGCCCGAUGAUUGUUUACGCCCGAGUCAGCCAAGGGUUCUUGCCUGUCCUGGGAGCCAGUGUCACCGCCGUUAUAGAAGCCGAAAAUGAACAUAAAGUCACACUGGAGCUGUGGGACAACGGGGCAGGUGCCGAUACUGUUCAAAAUGAUGGCAUCUACACGAGAUAUUUCACAGAUUAUCAUGGAAAUGGUAGAUACAGCUUGAAAGUGAAUGUCCGGGCAAGAAGAAAGACAGCCAGACUAAGUUUAAGCCAGCAGAGCAAGUCUUUAUACAUGCCUGGCUACAUCGACGACGGUAAAAUUAUAAUGAAUCCACCCAGACCUGAAAUCCAAGAAGCAGACGCUCCAGUGGACGACUUCAGCAGAGUAGCCUCUGGAGGGUCGUUUACCGUGUCUGGAGCGCCUCCUGGUGGCAGCCACGCUAAUGUGUUUCCACCCUGUAAAGUCACUGAUCUGGAGGCCGAGUUUGAAGGAGAUCACAUCCACCUUACCUGGACAGCCCCUGGCAAGGUCCUCGACAAAGGAAAAGCGCAAAGAUACAUCAUCAGAAUGAGUCAGCAUUCUCGGGAUCUCCAAAAAGAUUUUAGCAACGCUACUUUAGUGAAUACUGUUGGCCUGAUACCUAGAGAAGCUGGCUCAAAAGAAAAAUUUGAAUUCAAACCAGAAACUUUGAAAACCGGAAAGAGCACCAUGUUCUACAUUGUAAUUCAGGCCGUCAAUGACGCCGGUUUCACGUCAGUGAACUCCAACAUUGCGCAGGCUGUCAAGUUUAUUCCUCCAGAGCACAGUGUCUCCGCAAGGGGCCCUAAUAUUUCUGCCAGCCCUCUGACAAUUUGGGGGUUAACUGUGAUUUUUAAAUAUAUUUUAAACUAGAAAUUAUACUAGACCUAAAAUGCAAUCUUGUAUAUACUUGCUACGAGUUUCUUUAGAAUGAGUUUACUAAACCCACUGUCAGCUAGUCAACAACUGUAAUACAGAAAUUAAUAUUCCAAGUUAUUAGAAAAAUUGCUAGACUUAACUAAUACUAAUUAUUUUGCUAAAUAUAAAUCAAGACUAACAUGUCCUCAAUCAUUAAUCAUUCCAUUUAUUAUGGAAAUAAGAUCUCUGUUCUAUUUUUAUAGUGUGAUUCAAAUUCACAUUCUAUAUUAACAAAAUGAAAAUUUAUACAAGCCACCUGAAAGGAUUUAUGCAUAGAUAAUAGCAAACAAUUUUAUAUUUGAAUUAUCUGUAACAUAAUUGACGAGAAAUACUUCCUGUUUGCACAACUGAAGUAAAAAGGAACUAUGGAAGUAAUUUGUAAAGAAAAAUGGUCUCAAGUGGUCAGAAAGUCAAAUGUCUUUUGUCAUUGGCUGAAGGUGUUUUAUCAGUCCUAGGCGCAAAAUGAUGAGCAAAGAGUGCUUUUGUUGAUGAACUGUGGGCAUCAUAAUGAAGUUCUGUUUCUGUCCUGGGACCAUCAUUUGAUCCUAAAAGUAUUACCAAGAUGUGUAAUUAGAACAGGGAUUUGUUUUUUUCACUGCUGUAAACUUUGCAUCCGGAGCAGAAUUAGAUAUAGAAUAGACAGUCAAUAAACAUUUUUUAAAUAAGUUUAUUCUUUUAUACUCUCAAAAACAAACAAAUAUAGCCCAAUCAUAUCAACAAUACCUACAUAAUAUUGUGUGCGCAUGAUAAUGUGAGAACUUAAAUAAAAGUGAUCUACUUUAUAACACUAAUCUUAACUAAAGCAUAAAGUUUCAAAAAAUCACAUAUAAAUGAACGUAAGACCUCAAUAGAACGUAAAAGCUAAUACAAGCUGGUAGUGCUGCUAUAGUAUGAUCUUCCUAACAAAAAAGUUUUAUUAGAGAAAAGCCCUUUCUUAUAGGCAAGAUUUCAAGAACUUUUAAAUAUCUAAAAGGAAGGAGCAACAUGAAAUCAUGAAACAUCAACAAACCAAUUAAAAAGAACAUAUGAAAAACAGGAUUACCUAGUUGAUUUCAUGCCAGUAAUCUAAAGA
Molecule: messenger RNA, 4032 nt
Organism: Alexandromys fortis (reed vole)
Lineage: Eukaryota; Metazoa; Chordata; Mammalia; Rodentia; Cricetidae
Product: calcium-activated chloride channel regulator 3A-1-like
Exons: 14
Coding region: 207-2915 (902 amino acids)
Biological process (GO): chloride transport
Cellular component (GO): plasma membrane
Molecular function (GO): intracellularly calcium-gated chloride channel activity
Source: RefSeq, a predicted model, not a curated record